Molecule: messenger RNA, 1443 nt
Organism: Sungouiella intermedia
Lineage: Eukaryota; Fungi; Ascomycota; Pichiomycetes; Serinales; Metschnikowiaceae
Source: the annotation of a GenBank genome assembly
AUGUCACUAAAAGCACAAAAGGAGCAAUUUGUAUCGAAUCUCUCCGGCGGCCUGACCCAAGAGAUUUAUGCUGUUACGGGAAUCGCACUUGCUGGUUUUUUCUCGCAUUCGUUGGUGAAAAAAUGGGCCCUUCCUUCCAUAGAAGUGCUUAAUGGGCAACCGGUUCACUUCUUGAUUGAAUUCUAUUUUGACGUGUUAUUGUUGCUUCAGUCCAUCACCAUCUUCAGUAAUCAGACGGGCAAGUUGUACCUCCAUGCAUUGUUACCGGGUAUUGCCGUUCUUAUUUACCAGGCAUGUACUACUAAUCAUAAAUCCAAGAAACCUCCGAAGAGUCAGAAACAAGUCCUGACUGAAUUGCUUCCUAAAAAGUCAUUCAUCACCGUAUACCGUGCGCAGAUGAUGAUCAUCACCAAUUUGGCCAUUUUGGCUGUGGAUUUUCACUCGUUUCCUAGAAGAUUCGCAAAAGUAGAAACCUGGGGAACCUCUCUUAUGGAUAUGGGUGUGGGGCUGUUUGUUUUUGCCAUGGGAUUGGCCAACUCCCGAUCUGUGAUCAAGAAAAAAACGGCUGCGACAAAGGACUCGCAGUCUUAUCUUCAGUUGAUUCGCCAAAAUACUGUCAAAGCGUUGCCUGUGUUGGCACUUGGAUUGAUCCGUUUGGUCUCAGUGAAAUCUCUCGAAUAUCAGGAACAUGAAUCCGAGUAUGGAAUACACUGGAACUUUUUCAUGACUCUUGGCUUGUUGCCUAUUGUCUUAGGUAUCCUCGAUCCUAUUCUCAACUACGUGCCACGGUUCUUCGUUGCAUUGGCAAUUGGGGUGAUAUACGAAGCCGUUCUUCAGAGCACAUCGCUCACGAAAUUUAUUCUCGAUCCUUCCAAUAGAAGAGAGAACUUAUUAACCAUGAACAAGGAGGGUGUAUUCUCCUUCAUCGGAUACUUGAGCAUAUUCAUCUUUGGUCAGAGUUUCGGUUCCUUCGUGUUGACACUGCGCAAGACACCCAAUAACCUCUUGGGUACCUAUUCUGGAGUGAAGCCUCAUAAGUGGUUGACGGUAUCCCCUACUCGUGGACUUGUUAUUUCGAGUGUUGUGUCAUUCUCCAUCUUUUUCUUUGUUAAAGAAUCUAGGGCCACAGGAAGUGUGUCGCGGCGUAUUGCAAACCUUCCAUAUGUGAUGUGGACAGUGAGCUACAAUUCUGCUUUUCUUUUAGGAUAUGACUUGAUCGAACAAAUGGUGGGACCCAUUCUGUCUUCUAUUCUAGAGGGGAUCAACAAUAAUGGUUUGGCUCUCUUCCUUGUGGCUAACUUAUCUACUGGGCUUGUCAAUAUGUCCAUAAACACCUUGAAGGUAAGCAGUGGCAUGUCUUACGUGAUUCUUAUUGCUUAUGCCCUCACAUGGACAGCGUUGGCCAUUUGGUUGGAUAAGAAAGGUAUCUACAUAAAGCUUUAG